This is a messenger RNA of Dipodomys spectabilis (banner-tailed kangaroo rat), 5352 nucleotides long. It is a transcript of the gene Slc30a1, whose product is annotated as solute carrier family 30 member 1. The record is from RefSeq and is a predicted model, not a curated record. The transcript has 2 exons. NCBI's taxonomy places the organism in Eukaryota, Metazoa, Chordata, Mammalia, Rodentia, Heteromyidae. Gene Ontology annotation, cellular component: Golgi apparatus; membrane; endoplasmic reticulum. Gene Ontology annotation, molecular function: calcium channel inhibitor activity; zinc ion transmembrane transporter activity. Gene Ontology annotation, biological process: detoxification of zinc ion; intracellular zinc ion homeostasis; zinc ion transmembrane transport. The coding region runs from base 37 to 1563 and encodes 508 amino acids.
UGCGGGGCGCCCCGAGCCGCCCGCCGGGCCGCCGCCAUGGGGUGCUGGGGGCGCAACCGCGGCCGGCUGGUGUGCAUGCUGAUGCUGACCUUCAUGUUCAUGGUGCUGGAGGUGGUGGUGAGCCGGGUGACGGCGUCGCUCGCCAUGCUCUCCGACUCCUUCCACAUGCUGUCGGACGUGCUGGCGCUCGUGGUGGCGCUGGUGGCCGAGCGCUUCGCCCGCCGGACCCACGCCACCCAGAAGAACACGUUCGGCUGGAUCCGGGCCGAGGUGAUGGGGGCCCUGGUGAACGCCAUCUUCCUGACCGGCCUCUGCUUCGCCAUCCUGCUCGAGGCCAUCGAGCGCUUCAUCGAGCCGCACGAGAUGCAGCAGCCGCUCAUCGUCCUCGGGGUCGGCGUGGCCGGGCUGAUGGUCAACGUGCUGGGGCUCUGCCUCUUCCACCACCACAGCGGCUUCGGCCAGGACGCCGGCCACGGCCACUCGCACGGGGGCCACGGCCACGGCCACGGCCUCCCCAAGGCCAGCCGGACCAAGACCGGCCGCACCGGGGGCGACGACGGCAACGCGGCCCCCGGCGAGCCCGGGCCGGACCAGGAGGAGACCAACACCCUGGUGGCCAAUACCAGCAACUCCAACGGCAUGAAACUGGACCCGGCAGAUCCAGAAAAACCCAGAAAUGAUGAUUCAGUGGAACUACAAGUGAAUGGGAAUCUUAUCGGAGAGCCUGACCACAUGGAACUGGAAGAAGACGAUAGGGCUGGACAACUCAACAUGCGUGGAGUUUUUCUGCAUGUUCUUGGAGAUGCCUUGGGUUCAGUGAUUGUAGUAGUAAAUGCCUUGGUUUUUUACUCUUCUUGGAAAGGUUGUUCUGAAACAGACUUUUGUGUGAACCCGUGUUCCCCUGAUCCCUGCCAAAUGUUUGUAGAAAAAAUUAAUAGUACUUAUGCACCAAUUCAUGAGGUUGGUCCUUGCUGGGUGCUAUAUUUAGAUCCAACUCUUUGUAUUGUAAUGGUUUGUAUACUUCUUUACACAACUUAUCCAUUACUUAAGGAAUCUGCUCUUAUUCUUCUACAAACUGUUCCUAAACAGAUUGAUAUCCGAAAUUUGUUAAAAGAACUUCGAGAAGUUGAAGGAGUUGAGGAAGUUCAUGAAUUACAUGUUUGGCAACUUGCUGGAAGCAGAAUAAUUGCCACUGCUCACAUAAAAUGUGAAAACCCAGCAUCAUACAUGCAGGUGGCUAAAACCAUUAAAGACGUUUUCCAUAACCACGGAAUUCACGCUACUACCAUUCAGCCUGAAUUUGCUAGUGUAGGUUCUAAGUCAAGCGUAGUCCCGUGUGAACUUGCCUGCAGAACUCAGUGUGCUCUGAAGCAAUGUUGUGGGACACGGCCACAAGUCCUUUCUGGAAAGGAUGCAGAAAAGGCCCCGACAGUUAGCAUUUCUUGUUUAGAACUUAGUGACAAUCUAGAGAAGAAGCCCAAGAGGACUAAAUCCGAAGGCAUCCCUGCUGUGGUGAUAGAGAUUAAAAAAGUGCCAAACAAACAACCUGAAUCAUCAUUGUGAGUCUUGAAAAAGAUGUGAUAUUUGACUUUUGCUUAAAACUGCAAGAGGAAAUUCUAAGUUUGCCAAGUAGUGUAAUUGAAGUCCUUGUCUGGUCACACAGGUUAAUUCUAUUUUUGUAAGAACAUAAUGGGACUACAUAACAGAGUUCUAUAUUACAACUUUGUGAUUACUAGCGCAGAGUGCAGCUAUGCUGUAACAGUUUUGAAAGCCAGUUUUAACACUAUGUUACAUUUUUGUUUAAAGUAAGUAUAAACCUUAUAUGGCAUAAUGACAUUUUGAUUUCUGGUUUUCCUAUGCUAAAAAUUAGGGGGGUAAAUAAAAUUGUUACUGGAAUUUCUUUGCUUUUCUUUCCCCCCCAUUGUUAUUCUUUAUUAGAAUUAUAAUUGGUAAGACCUUUGAAAUCACCAACAAGUUUGUUUCCUUUGACAUUUUAGGUAAUAUUUACUUGCCCUUUGAGAUCAUUACAUAGCAUAAUGGCAGAAUAUUUUAAGAGUGACUCAUGGCUAUUCCAGGAAAUAAGAUUAGAUAUAGUCUGUAUUCCAUAUUUCUGAGUAUUAAUCUAAGAAACUGACAGAAUUAACAAACUGAAUUAUCGUUUACACAUAAUAGGGCGUAUAAGGACUAAGAGCAGGGAAGAAAGUUUACUAAACUCAUUAUUUAGAUUAUGAUGUUAAUAUUCAGACUACAACUGUAUAAACUAUUUUGAGAUUUUCAACUUUUUUUAUUCUACCAAAGUUGGUCUAAAACAUGGACAUGUUCACCAGCAUUACUCUUUGAAAGAUUGGUUUUAGAAACAGCUGAAAGAUUUCUCAAACAUCCAAAUAUUUUGAAGAAUGUUAGCGUAAUCUUCUAAAUUGUGUUAAAAAAAAAAAAGUAAGACUUCAAAGUUAAAAAGUCACUUCAUGAUGAUAAAUCAUGAAUAGAUUAGAACAGCUUUUCAAGCACAAUCAGCAAGGCUUGUAAUUUGUUGGAGCCACUGACUUGAGAGAAAAGAAUAUCAGAUGGUUAAUGAAAUGUGGAUGCUAAGUUCUUAGAAAACAAAAUAAUUAAGAAAAAAUUUUAAAACUUCUACAAGUCAUUGUGUCUUGACAUUGCUUAGCUCUUCCACCAGUGGACUAUUUAGCAGGAUGUCACAAUAUCUACGCAGGAAAUUAUUCUUGACUAUUUCAUUAUUGCUAUAGAUGUCAAAUCCCACACAAAUAUUUAAGAGUAUUUAAGUUAUAUUUUUCUUGAUAGGAAAGGGUUAUGCUUUGUGCAGAAAGUGUAGAUUUUUGUCCUCAAAAGAAUGGAUAUUAAUGUCAGUUAUCAUGUAUAGCUCUAUUUUUCUAGAAACAAGGUAUUCUGACUACUUGAGUAACUUUUAUAGCUUACUACUUUUGGGAAGGCUACCUUUUUGGGUUUUGAAAUAAUGCAUUGCUUAAUAGGUCUUAAGAUGAAAGUGUUGGAAUACAGUUACUUUUUAAAGGGAUGAUCUUUUUUGUGGUAAAUGGUGUGUUUUUCCCCUGGUAUCAGCCUAUUGCUGGCAAUGGGCCUAUUUAAGAACAGCCAAUUUUUCCAUUGCAAAGGGUAAUUUUAGGAACGUAGUUUGUAAACUUGCAUUUACUAUAAUGGCCAAAACCAUAACCUGCCAAUUUACAAUAUACACCUUGAUCUUUUGAUGUUCUUUCCUAGUAUUGUGUAAUUCUUUAACUGUUAGUUACUUUGAGUUUCACAGAAAGGUUUGGUUUUUUUCAAAUAUUAAAUUUGAGGGAUCUAUCUGGAAAAACAAGAGAGCUGCAAAUUGUACUGUAUCAUGCACAUUCCUAAGUUAACAUUUUUACAGAAUGUUCUAAGAUCUUAAAACAAUGUUAUAUAAACAUUUCAACAAUGAUACAAUAGAAUAACUAGUAAAUGUAUUUCAUUCAGUGGGGUUUUCUUUACAAAUGCUGUUUGGGGGUCUGCCUGAAAGGUGGGAUAAUACCCAAGUACAAGACAUCAGAGUAAGAGUUUUUAGAAAUGGCAUAAAAGCAUGGAACAAGGGCUGUGUUUUCUUUUUCAGAAGUGCUUAGAAGAUAAUAGCAUUUAGGUUUUAGUUAUUUCACUUUCUUACUCUUUUAAGUAGCUUACAUGUAACAGAGUGGUACCAUAGGAUCUUUUUUUUUUCAAAGGACUUCGUCAUUGCAAAAUCAUUGGGCACUGACUUCACCUUUUGAGUUUUAGCAGAGAAUUAUUUAUUUCUUUACAAUGCACUUUCUAACCCAUGUUUAGCUAUUAGCAUUAUCUUUAAGGGGGAAAAAAGACAUACUAUUAUAUUUAAAUGUUGUAAAAUUUGUCUUUUCCAAAAUAUCUUCUUGAGAGAAAAUGUGGGAAAUACCCUGAAUUCUUUUAAGACUUAAUCCUAUUGUUUAAAUAUGCUGUUUAAUCACACUGCAUCAGUUUCAGGAGUCACAUCUCUCCUACUACUAGCUCUUUUAUAUUUGAGCAAAAUCAGUGUAGAAUAUGUAUUUAGAAACCUGUCUAUAGUCUCUAAGGUUUAUUGAGAACAAGGUGCUGCAUGCACCUACAUUAAAAACCCACCAGAUAUUUUUUCCAAGCCAAAUGCAGCCUUAGUAAGAGAUUGACUUCUCCAUUGUCAACUUGUAGCUGGCAUGACUGUUUCUUUUUCUCCAAAGGAGCGUAUCUACAAUUGUAAAAAUAUGGACUAGAGCCUGAAAAACAAAAUCUUCAAAAGUUUUGCUGUAUGUGUUUUAGCAUUUUAGAAAACAAAAUGCUGCAUAACUUUAUCCUAAGGUAUGUAAUUUGAAUAAGAAAAAUUUCUAUCAAGUGCACCUUGGAAAAAAACAGUAGGUGCAAGGCUAUAUUAAUUAACAUGUUUGUGUCUUGUUAGCAUUCUCAGUUAAUUUCAAAGUUUUGAGGGAAAAGACCUAUGGAGCCUAAUGUGAAGUGUUUAGUGGGGUAACUGGUAUUGAAGACUUCUACUGUUUUGUAACUGGUUAUCAUUUGAAUGAUAAGCAUGUCAUUAACCUGCUGUCUGAACAUUCACACACAGAUAGGGGAAAGAAUUCUACAAUAUAAAAAUAUUUAUUUUCAUACUGAGUUUCAGUUAAGUGGUAAAACAGUGUUAAAGUCUUGGAGGUGGUGGAGGGUUUUUUGUUUGUUGUUUUUUAAAUUAAAACUGUGUCAUACAGUGUUUCACUGUCUCUGAAGUGGGAGUUGUCAUAGCACUAUUUCGAUGUAGCUCUACCGAAAUGUGGCAAUGCUAUUUUGUUUCGCUAACUAGCUCUGGAAUAUUUCAGCAGCCAUUUUCACUGGCACAAGAGCUUUUUGUAUGUUAAUUGAAUUUAAACUUUUAAACCAAAAAUUUUCUGGUUCAGUGUCUUUGGCAUAAAGAUGCUGAAGGGAAUGUAACACACAAUUCAUAUGUGGUUAUAUAUAUAAUGACACCAAUUGCCAUGUUAUGGUUCUGCCUUGAAACAGCACAAUGAAGUGUAUCAGUGUAUUCUGUGAUUCUUUAGAAACUUCCCUAUUGUGUUGUUGUGUCUGCUGUUGGCCCUCUUCCGGGCUAGACGCAGUGUAGUUAAAUGCAGUUAUCAUCUCAAUGCAGAUGCAGACAAAAUGUUCAGUGCUGCAACAUUUUUCUUAACCUUUUGUACGUUUUAUGACUGUGUUAUUUUCCAAAGCUGUUCCUACCUCACCAUGAGGCUUUAUGGAUUGUUAUGUAUUAUAAAUGUUCUAUAUGAGACAGACUACUGUGUUUCCUUCUCAUUUAUUAAAAAGUUAAGUAGAAGAAUAAACUAAUUUUAAUACCUA